Molecule: messenger RNA, 501 nt
Organism: Candida tropicalis MYA-3404
Lineage: Eukaryota; Fungi; Ascomycota; Pichiomycetes; Serinales; Debaryomycetaceae
Gene: PAM16
Product: import motor complex subunit
Exons: 1
Coding region: 1-501 (166 amino acids)
Biological process (GO): protein import into mitochondrial matrix
Cellular component (GO): TIM23 mitochondrial import inner membrane translocase complex
Source: RefSeq, a predicted model, not a curated record
AUGUGCCGAAUUUGUUUUUUUUUUCCUCUGUUUCAGUCAAACGCUGAAGAGAAAAAAAAAAUUAUUGUUCAAAGAUACAGACACUUUUGGCCAUCAAAGGAAACCAAAUUACUUAUUACUUACAAGCUACCUACCAUGGCUCAUAGAUUAUUAGUUAACGUUAUUUUCACUGGUGCAUCUGUUUUUGGACGUGCUUUUACUGAAGCUUACAAGCAAGCUGCUAAGGCAUCAGCUGCUGGUGCCGCUGGAAGACCAACCAAGGCUGCUUCUGCUGGUGGUAUUCAAGUUGAUGAAGCAAUGAAAAUCUUGGAUUUGGAAAAGAAUGAAUUAAGUUUGGAUAAAAUAGAUGAAAAGUAUAAUUAUUUAUUUGAUGUGAAUUCUAAAGAAAAGGGGAACUCGUUCUAUCUUCAGAGUAAGAUAUAUUAUGCCAUGGACACGUUGAAGAAAGAACUAGAGUACAUGGAGAAGUUACAGAAUGAAAAGUCAGAGGCGGCGAACUAA